Penicillium verhagenii is the source of this 1452-nucleotide messenger RNA. RefSeq names its product phosphotransferase family protein. The record is from RefSeq and is a predicted model, not a curated record. The transcript is spliced from 2 exons. Bases 1 to 1452 code for a protein of 483 amino acids. Lineage: Eukaryota; Fungi; Ascomycota; Eurotiomycetes; Eurotiales; Aspergillaceae.
AUGUGGAACUGCGACUACGCCAGCUGUGGCAAGCCCUCAGUCCGCCAAAUCGGAGGAUGCAUGAUCUGUAACCAGCACCUCUGCGCCAAGCACCUAAAAGCCGAAUACCACAAAUGCCCAACAUGGGAGGACGAAAAAACCUACUUCCCCGCCGCCCGCCAAGCCGAAAAAGAAGAAAUAACCCGCCUCCUGCAAAAAAUCAACGUGGCAGCCCUAAUAUCACGCGCGAGCACCCUCCGCGACGGCAUCCCGUGCACAGUACCCCACAACCUCAAAUACGACCACGAAACCUGCAGCAAGGUAAUGGGCGGCAUGAACUACCACAUCGAGAUCCUGUUCGAGGACGGCGUAAGCUGGCUAACGCGGAUCCGGCGCCGCAACGCCACCUCGCCGCCGCCAGAGCUGCAGAGCUAUAUCGUGCGCAGCGAGGUCGCGACGCUGCAGUUCCUAGCGCGCAUCAAUGUGCCGACGCCGGCUGUGCAUGAUUUCGACGCGGACCCCGACAAUCCCGUCGGGGUGCCGUAUAUUCUUAUGGAGAAGCUGGCGGGGCGGAGCGUGGGUAGCUCGUUGAAUCUGGCGUGGAUGCCGGAGAAAAGGCGGAAGGUGCUGGGGCAGUUGGCGGAUGUUUAUGUUGCGCUUUUGAGUCAUCCGAUGGAGAAGAUGGGGUCGUUGAUGCCGGUGGAUGUUGAUCAGCAGAUUCAGGCGGUGGGAUUGGGAUUGGGGUCGGGGAGUGCGGUGGGGCCGUUUGCUGUGGAGUCUUUGACGGAUCGGGGACGGGCGGGGGCGUCUUUGGAGAUGACGGGGCCGUGCUGUUCGGCGCAGGAGUAUUAUAGGGCUGGGAUUGAGUUGACGCUGGAUUUGAUCUUGCGGCAGGAGAUCUAUACGGGUCGACCGAUUGAUGCGUACUUGGUGCAUCGGUUUUUGCUGGACAAUGUGGCGAAGGUGUUUGCGUAUAACGAUUUGGAUGAUGGGAGGUUUUAUCUUCGGCAUGCGGAUGAUAAGGGGGAUCAUAUUCUUGUUGAUGAGGAGUUUAACAUCACGGGGAUUAUUGAUUGGGAGUGGGCGUAUACGGCGCCGCGGUCUGUGGCGUUUAAUUCUCCUAUUGCUCUUAUUCCGGUGGCGGAGUUCUACGACGGGGGCAAUCGGAUUGGCGAUGACGAGGUCACGUUUGCGGAGCUUCUGGAAGAAAAGGGGCAUCCUGAUCUUGGGGAGAUUGUUCGAUCUGGACGGCUUCUGCAUCGGUUUGAUUUCUGCUGCGGAUAUGACAUUUCGGAUUGGGAUAGUUUUUUGGGUCUGUUCUUCGGUCUAUUGAACGGCCUUGGGGAUCCGUUUCUGAAAGGUCUUGGUGAUAGCAAGCAACUAAACUGGGAGAUCUGGAAAACGGACGCCAUGGAACGAUAUUGGGACGACGAACGGCUGCAAAAGCUGAUCGAAGCCACUAAUUUCUUUUGA